Molecule: messenger RNA, 1593 nt
Organism: Triticum aestivum (bread wheat)
Lineage: Eukaryota; Viridiplantae; Streptophyta; Magnoliopsida; Poales; Poaceae
Exons: 1
Coding region: 186-953 (255 amino acids)
Source: RefSeq, a predicted model, not a curated record
CUCCUCACGGCCACCACUCCCCAUAUCUAUUCUCCUGUCGUCGUCAACCUUUCCCCCUCCGAGCUAGCUUGUUCAUCGGUAAUCCACCCACAUCAAGAUCUCCCCAAAUUCCACACCAAACCCUAUCUAUCUACCAGUCCAUCCCGUACAUCUUCUUCCAUCGAGGUCGAGCCUUCCACCCAUUCAUGGCGUCCACCACCAGUGGCAGCCUCCCAUCCUCUCCCUCACUCCCGGGCACCGGCUCCGAACAAGAAUUCUUCUCCGUCGACCCCCACGGCCUGUUCCUCCCUUCAUCCCCCUCCCCCGCCAGCCUGUUCGACCACGACUCCUCCUUCCAAGGCUUCUUCCCCACAUCCUCCCCCACGCGAGCAACAGCGACUCCACCUCACCCUACGGCCCCGUCAAAGCAGACCAAGAAGCGCCCCAGAGCCUCCCGCCGCCCACCCACCACCGUGCUCACCACCGACACCUCCAACUUCCGCGCCAUGGUACAGGAGUUCACCGGCUUCCCGGCGCCACCAUUUGCCGCCGGACCGUCCCCGUUCGUCCGCCCGCGGCUCCUCGGUGGCGCCUCCGCCUACGGGCCCCCCUUCCUGGUACGCCCGUGCCCUCUCAAAUACCCGCAGCAAAACCCUGCACUGCUGUCCUCCAUCGGCACCGGCACCACCACCGGCGGCGGAGCCAACUCUCUCAUGCACGCGCUCGCGCUGUUGGCGAGGAGCAACGCGAUGCCAAGUACCCCCGCUGAUGUUACGGCGAGAGGAUCAGGUGCUGCUGAUCAGUACGGCGGCCACCACGGCCACGGCAUGGGAGAUUUCAACUACAACCCGUUUGACGACUUCGAGACUGAGACUGCGGCAGCGGCAGCGGAAGGCGACAAGGCGGCGAACGGCGACCAUGCUGGGUUCUUCUCUUCCUUAGGCGGCGCCGGAGAUAAGUACGACCGGCACUAGCUAGUACUUACGUAUCUCUGUCUCUCUCUCUCUCUCUCUCUCUCUCUCUCUCUGAUGAGCGUGCUGAGCGGUCUUUGUGUAAUGUGGAUGGAAAUUGAGAUGGAGGAACAACUUUUGAUACUCUAUUGGCAUUUGGCAGGUUGCUUAAUUGUUAGUUCCUUUGACACAAAAUGUGAGUUUAUAAGUUGAUUGAUGGUGAUUUUUGGUGCAAAUUAAUAAUUAAUUGAAGUAAUACAUGCAUUGCUUCUUGCAUGAUUUACAAUUCUUACAAUAUCUAUUAUGUAUAUAUUGUAAGGUGGUUUGUUCGGUUUCCAUCGCUAGCCAAGGAAUUGUCCUUGUCAAGAUGAGAUGAAAUGAUCCAACACCUCUCCUUAGUCAUGGAGAAGUGUUGAAAUGAUCCAACACUUUACUUUUCUGCUUAAUUUGGAUAUAUUCCAUACCAUGGGGAAAAAUUGCUAGACUUAGAGCAUCUACGGAUGAAUAGGCUGACACUAACUUAUGGAGCAAAUCUACUGUUAAUAAAAAGUUCAUGUAUUUCGUAGCUUUUCUUUGUAAAUGAUAUUUGUUGUGAAUCAAAAUGGAUGCAUUUUUUAGGGAAACAACCGGGCUCUGCUGCGUAUUUUUAUUAACAAAAUGGAUG